Molecule: messenger RNA, 3012 nt
Organism: Musca domestica (house fly)
Lineage: Eukaryota; Metazoa; Arthropoda; Insecta; Diptera; Muscidae
Gene: Sam-S
Product: S-adenosylmethionine synthase
Exons: 8
Coding region: 354-1580 (408 amino acids)
Biological process (GO): S-adenosylmethionine biosynthetic process
Cellular component (GO): cytosol
Molecular function (GO): methionine adenosyltransferase activity; ATP binding
Source: RefSeq, a predicted model, not a curated record
UGCGCUCUUUUACGUUUAGAACCUCGAGGUGUGAGGACGUUGCCUUCUCUGCAUCUGCCUGCCUGUGCCUGUCUUCUUGUGGCGAAACACACAGAACGUUGUCUGUCCGCACACAAACAUAGAACAACGCGUAUAUAUUUCAAAUAUCCCUAGCUCUGGAGGAGAACAAGAAGAAGGAACCAAAUCCACCAUUAUUUGUGUACGGAAGAAUUUCAAAAAACUUGUCCAAAAGUAUCUACAACAACUGUGCAACAACAUCAUACCAAUACAGUCUGCGACCGCUGCUGCUACAACAUAAAUAACCAUAUAUAAACAAUUUUAAACGACAACAGCAACAACAACAAACAAUCAAUAUGCCAGCUACUCUAACAAACGGUCAUGCCAACGGUUGCAGUGUCAACGGCAAUGGUACCCAAUAUGACAUGGAAGAUGGUCAAUCAUUCCUUUUCACUUCCGAAUCCGUAGGAGAAGGACAUCCAGAUAAAAUGUGCGAUCAAAUCAGUGACGCUAUUUUGGAUGCCCACUUAAAACAAGAUCCCGAUGCCAAAGUUGCUUGUGAAACUGUGGCUAAAACUGGCAUGAUUUUGUUGUGUGGUGAAAUUACCUCCAAAGCUGUGGUGGAUUAUCAAAAGGUUGUACGCGAAACAGUUAAACACAUUGGCUAUGAUGAUUCCUCAAAGGGUUUUGAUUAUAAGACAUGCAACGUUUUGUUAGCCUUGGACCAGCAAUCACCGGAAAUUGCCGCUGGAGUGCAUGUAAAUCGUGCUGAAGAAGAAAUCGGUGCCGGAGAUCAGGGUAUUAUGUUCGGUUAUGCCACCGAUGAAACUGAAGAAUGCAUGCCCUUGACCGUGGUAUUGGCACACAAAUUGAACGAGAAAAUCGCCGAGUUGCGCCGUAAUGGUGCUUUCUGGUGGGCACGUCCUGAUUCUAAAACACAGAUCACCUGCGAAUAUUCGUUCCAUCAAGGUGCCGCCGUACCCAAGCGUGUCCACACCAUUGUCAUUUCCAUGCAACACUCCGAGAAGAUCACACUCGAGGAUUUACGUACAGAGGUGAUGAACAAAGUUGUCAAAGAAGUCAUUCCCGCCAAAUAUUUCGAUGCCAAUACAAUUGUACACAUCAAUCCAUGCGGUUUGUUCGUUAUUGGCGGACCAAUGGGUGAUGCCGGCUUGACUGGUCGUAAGAUCAUUGUCGAUACCUAUGGUGGUUGGGGUGCUCACGGUGGUGGUGCCUUCUCCGGCAAGGAUUACACUAAAGUAGACAGAUCCGCAGCCUAUGCAGCUCGCUGGGUAGCCAAAUCAUUGGUCAAGGCUGGUUUGUGCAAACGUUGUUUGGUUCAAGUGUCAUACGCCAUCGGUUUGGCCGAACCCCUGUCCAUUACAGUCUUCGAUUAUGGUACUUCUCACAAAACACAAAAGGAAUUGUUGGAAAUCAUUAGAAACAAUUUCGACUUGAGACCCGGCAAAAUUGUCAAGGAUCUCGACUUGAAGAAACCCAUUUACCAGCGCACAAGUACUUAUGGCCAUUUCGGCCGUAACGUUUUCCCAUGGGAACAGGCUAAACCUUUGAACAUCAAUUGACUAGAAGCUGACCUGCAGCAGCUGCCUCAGCCACCGUGUGCUAAAAAGUGUAAAACCGCGUAAUUUUUAGUUAUAAUUUUAAAAUUUUACUUUUUUUGUCCUUCACUCUCCUCUAUUUUUUAUUAUUUUAAACUAUUAAUUUGUAUGUUUUUCAAAAUGAUCUUAAAGUGAAAUAUUUCAUCCUUUUGGCAUUGUGGAGAAAAACAAAUCAUCCAGCCACGCGAGGAAAGGCAUUUCCUUUUGUCGUGUACGGUUCAAAAUUUAUUUCGCUUUAAAAUUUAUUUUGAUAACUUUAAAUUAAUAACACAUUUAGUUUUAGUUGUCCAAAAAACAAACAAAAGCCAACCAUCAAGAAUAUAAUUACUUACAAACACAAAAAUAAUAAUACAAAAACAAACUGCUAAACUAUAUUAAGUAAAAAUAUAAAAUAAAUAUUUUAUAAAUUCAUCCACAACAACAACAACAAAAGAAAAACCCAAAUAAUUUUAAUAAGUAAAUGAUGAUCAACUGUCGCCGUUGCCACUGCUGUAUAUGUGUAAUUGCAAAAAUGUUUCUUUCCAAGAAGUGGGCGUAAACGCUUCUGUUCUCUGAAAACAUGCCCGCUGUUUUUUUGUUUGUUUUAUGUUAAGAAUUCAACAAAUGCUGUUUGUUUUGUAUCUACUGCCCUGUUUACAUAUGUAUUUGUGUUUUUUUAUUCUAUAUCGCUUCCCCUUGUUGGUGCCCCACCCCCACCCAAACAAAGUCUAAUUACAACGAAACAGCAGAAAUUGUUUAACAUUUUACUAUCUCAAAUAUAUUUUAAUUUGUCUUCUCCCCCCACCACUUUAUCUCUAUCCACUCUCGUUACUAUUUUCUUUUUGCAAUUUUAAUGUUUUAUAUAUUUAAUAAAAAGAAAAACAACAAAAACCAGAAUAAAAUAAAGUUAGACUAUUUAAACAUAAUAAUUUUCUUCUAUUUUUAUUUUAACAUCUUUUAAUGCCUGGCCUUUCAAAGUGCAGUUUUUGCAAAUUUGCGUUUAUUCUUUUUUUCUGACCUAUUUUCUAGCAUCUAAAAAAUUCUUUUCGAAUUAAAAAAAUGAUAACAUAUAAAGAAAACAACUUGUGUAUUUUGUAUUUAAGGAUAGUAGAAUUUCCUUAUAAGGUAAAUCAACAAAACAGAAAAAAAUUGAAACAUGAAAUUAAGAAAAAUACAUUUUGAUUAGACUACUCAAACAAAAAUACAACAUAAAUUUGAAAAACAAAAAAACUACAAUAUUUUUAUGUUGUUUUAACACCAAUAAUGCAGUUUAUCAAUAAACAAAAUAAAUCUAUGUAAACAAAUGAAAAAUAUUAAGAAACAGCAAGUUUUAAAGAAGCAUCCAAAUUAUAUUCAGAAAAUAAACUAAAAAGAAACAUAAAACCAAUUCAAUAUAACAAAUUACUUAAAAAAACCA